Molecule: messenger RNA, 1075 nt
Organism: Balearica regulorum gibbericeps (East African grey crowned-crane)
Lineage: Eukaryota; Metazoa; Chordata; Aves; Gruiformes; Gruidae
Source: RefSeq, a predicted model, not a curated record
GGGACGCUGCAGCCAGGAGCAGCUAUGGGGGAUGCCUUCAUCCGGCACAUCGAGUUGCUGGGCUACGAGAAAAGGUUUUUCCCCAGCCAGCACUAUGUCUACAUGUUCCUGGUGAAGUGGAACGACCUCUCCGAAAAGCUCGUCUACCGCCGGUUUACUGAGAUAUAUGAGUUCCACAAAGCGCUGAAGGAGAUGUUCCCCAUUGAAUCCGGGGACAUCAAUGUGGAGAACCGGAUCAUCCCACACUUGCCAGCCCCAAAGUGGUUUGAUGGGCAGCGCUCGACCCAGAACAGGCAGGGCACGCUGACUGAGUACUGCUACACGCUGGUCAACCUGCCCCACAAGAUCUCCCGGUCCCUGCAUGUGGUCAACUUCUUCAAGGUCCGUCCUGACGACAUGAACCCCGUCACAGACAGCCAGAUCAAGAAGCCCGAGGUCUUCCUCCUGCCAAAGGAUGCCAAGAAAAACCUCACCGACAUCACGGGCCCCAUCGUCCUGCAAACCUACCGAGCCAUCGCUGACUAUGAGAAGAGCUCCACAUCCGAGAUGGCUCUAAAAGCUGGGGACAUGGUGGACGUCGUGGAGAAGAGUGAGAGUGGUUGGUGGUUUUGCCAGUUGAAGAAUAAACGGGGCUGGGUGCCAGCUGCCUAUCUGGAGCCGAUGGAUGGUCCUGAUGAGUCUGAAGAGCAGGAGCCCAACUAUGAAGGUGAGCAGUACAUCGUCCAGAAAAGCUACACAGCCGUGGAGGAGGAUGAGCUGACCCUCAAGGAGGGUGAUACCAUCGAAGUUAUCCACAAGCUCCUCGAUGGCUGGUGGGUCAUCAGGAAGGGUGAAACCACGGGUUACUACCCCUCCAUGUACCUGCAGAAAGCCGGGAAGGUGAACACCUCCCUGAAGAAUGAGCUGAGGAACCGGAGCGCUCCUCCACGGAGAUCCACCAUCCGAAACGUGAAGAGCAUCCACAAGCAGAGCCGGAAGCAGAUCAGCCAGGAGACCUACAGGAGGAACAGCAAGAAGUACAUCCAGAGCCGGAGCAAGAUGAAGGAAAAUUUCCAGAACAAGGCCAAUGUCAUCA